GUUUUUUCACUCCCGGUGUUGACUUUGAUCAGAUCGGCGCCGGAAAUGGGCAUCACGAGAAUCUUGACAUUCACUUUGGCCUGUGUAGCUUCACUCUCAGUAGUCAAAGCUCUUCCCCACGAACCAGAACUCGGUUCCGCUCGUGUCGUCUUCCAGACUAGUUAUGGAGAUAUCGAAUUUGGAUUCUAUCCCACGGUGGCACCAAUAACGGUGGAUCACAUCUUCAAGCUUGUUCGUUUAGGUGGCUACAACACUAAUCAUUUCUUCAGGGUUGAUAAAGGCUUUGUAGCUCAAGUUGCAGAUGUGCCUAAUGGAAGAUCAGCUCCAAUGAAUGAGGAGCAAAGGAAAAUAGCUUACAAGACUGUUCUUGGAGAGUUCAGUGAUGUUAAGCAUGUUAGAGGCAUUCUUUCUAUGGGAAGACAUGAUGAUCCAAACAGUGGAGGAUCUUCGUUUUCGAUGCUUCUUGGUGAUGCUCCUCAUCUUGAUGGAAAGUAUGCUGUGUUUGGUAAAGUGACUAAAGGAGAUGAAACAUUGAGGAAGCUUGAAGAAGUUCCCACUCGCCGUGAAGGGAUCUUUGUAAUGCCGACGGAGAGGAUCACCAUUUUGUCGACAUACUAUUACGACACUGAGAUGGAGAGCUGUGAAGAGGAGAGAUCUGUCCUGGAAAGAAGGCUUCAAGCAUCUUUUCUUGAAGUUGAAAGACAGAGAAUGAAGUGCUUCCCGUGA
Molecule: messenger RNA, 726 nt
Organism: Eruca vesicaria subsp. sativa (arugula)
Lineage: Eukaryota; Viridiplantae; Streptophyta; Magnoliopsida; Brassicales; Brassicaceae
Source: the annotation of a GenBank genome assembly